Molecule: messenger RNA, 495 nt
Organism: Saccostrea cuccullata (small rock oyster)
Lineage: Eukaryota; Metazoa; Mollusca; Bivalvia; Ostreida; Ostreidae
Product: putative nuclease HARBI1
Exons: 4
Coding region: 1-495 (164 amino acids)
Source: RefSeq, a predicted model, not a curated record
AUGGCAACAAAAGUUAUAGAAGGUUUCCGGAGAAUAGCUGGUUUUGCAAAUGUGUUUGGAUGCUUAGAUUGUACACAAAUCAGAAUAAGUACGCCACAUGAGAAUGAAGCCGACUAUGUGAACAGGAAAGGUUUCCACAAUGGUGAUGUUAACGGUAUUCUACUAGGAGACUCUGGGUAUCCACUCACAAAAUAUUUAUUAACUCCCUAUUUGACGCCUCGUGACCCAUCUGAAGAGAGAUCCAACUCAAGUCUUUGCAGAACACGGGUUGUGAUUGAACAAACUUUUGGAAUUCUAAAGAGAAAAUUCCAGGCAUUGCAUUUCGGUCUUCGGACAAUACCUGACCAGGCAGUCACAUACGUUACAGCAUGUUGUAUACUUCAGAACAUUGGUGUGGAGAGAAAGGACACCAUGAUCAGCAGUGACAGCAAAGACUUGAAUAUUGCGGAGCCCCACGUAGUCGCUACGAGGUCGACAAUGGUUUUCGAGGGGUGA